Messenger RNA from Gastrolobium bilobum, 969 nucleotides. Its product is annotated as protein FAR1-RELATED SEQUENCE 5-like. The transcript has 2 exons. NCBI's taxonomy places the organism in Eukaryota, Viridiplantae, Streptophyta, Magnoliopsida, Fabales, Fabaceae. The coding region runs from base 1 to 969 and encodes 322 amino acids. The record is from RefSeq and is a predicted model, not a curated record.
AUGGAUAUGGACUUUGUCAAUUAUUCUCCCAUAAAUACGGACACUAAUAUUAGUUCGAACAACGGAGUGAGAACAGAUUUCAACUUUCAAGACGUGCCACAUUGUUCUAAUGUUGAAGAAGUAAUUGUUGAGCCUCAUGUUGGAAUGGAAUUUGACUCAUUGGAAAAAGUUGAAGAAUUAUAUAAAAUAUUUGCUAAGGCAAAAGGGUUUGGAAUUCGUACCCGCGAUAGUAAAAAGAAUUAUUGUAGAUUUGUAUGUGUUAGGGAAGGUGAAAACAAACCAAAAAGUGGUAACAUGGGAGAAGUUAAGAGAACGUCUUCAACCCAACGCUUGGGAUGUCAAUCAUCACUUUGUGUGUCAAAGGAUAAGAAACGAGACAUAUGGGUUGUAAAAUCUUUUGACAAUAAUCACAAUCAUAUCAUGGCUAGUCCUAAGAGUGUGUCUUAUUUGAGGUGUCAUAGGAAAAUGAAUGGUGCUGCAAAAAAUCUUGUUGAAAAGUUUAAUGCAGAAGGUUUACCUACUGCUAAGGUUGCUGCAAUCUUUAACGGUAGUGAUUUAUCUUUUUCUAACCGGGACUGUUGGAAUCAUUUGAGGAAUGUUCGAAGGAAGAAUUUGGAUGUUGGAGAUGCACAAGCUGUUUUGAACUAUUGUAAACAAAAACAAGCUCAGAAUUCUAAUUUUUUUUAUGCAAUACAAUGUGAUGAUGAUGAUAGAAUGAUAAACUUUUGUUGGUUGGAUGCUAGGUCAAGGGCUGCUUAUCAAUAUUUUGGAGAUGUUAUUACUUUUGAUACAACAUAUAGAACCAAUAAAUAUAGUAUGCCAUUUGCCCCAUUUACGGGAUUGAACCAUCAUUUGCAGUCAAUUUUAUUUGGUUGUGCAUUAUUACAAGAUGAAUUUGAGAAAUCUUUUGUAUGGUUAUUUGAAACUUGGCUUGAGGCAAUGAAUGGAAAGAAGCCUAUUGGAUUCUAA